Messenger RNA from Diaporthe batatas, 1372 nucleotides. RefSeq lists its product as uncharacterized. Gene Ontology annotation, cellular component: DASH complex; spindle microtubule. The record is from RefSeq and is a predicted model, not a curated record. Gene Ontology annotation, biological process: attachment of spindle microtubules to kinetochore. NCBI's taxonomy places the organism in Eukaryota, Fungi, Ascomycota, Sordariomycetes, Diaporthales, Diaporthaceae. The transcript is spliced from 2 exons. Bases 246 to 800 code for a protein of 184 amino acids.
ACUGCCCAGGUACCUAGGUACCGACCCACCUAGGUACUGUAGGUAAACAAUCCGACCUCAUCCGGCUGUUUACUUGCGCAGGACAGAGCAAGCAACUAGCAGAACACGCUUGCAACCCGACCAGAUACGACAAGAGAAACCCACCGCGACCUGGCUUGGUGACCCUGAAGCCUGUCAUCUGUUUUCACGACCCAAAACUCGAGGUUUCCCCCAGAAUUUGUGCCCAACCACAAGGGAAAAUAACAAUGUCCCACUCCCCCGCGCCGUCAAACUACGGCGACUGCGUAGCCUCCCUGCGCACAUCCCUCAACCUCCUCGAAUCCUCAGUCGAGACGCUUGGGAACGGCGUCUCAGACCUCCCCAGGCUCGGGUCAGUGCUCAAGACAGUCCGCCACUACGAGCUCAUCCCCCAACCGACGCUGGCGGCAGCAGAGUCCUCCCUCCGCGACGAGAUCGGCCCCUUCGUCACACACCUCCUCGACCGCGCAGACAGGCAGAUCGACCGCCAGGCCCGCCGCAUCGAGACGCUCAAGGCCCGCAGCGACCUCAACGCAGGGAGGCUCGGCAGGGGAUCUGAAUCGCAGCCGCCGACAGAAGCUUCCUCCUCCUCGUCGUCGUCGUCCAGACCGGCGCCCAGGGGCAAGGGGGCUGGUGGGAGGAAGACGCUAGACGGCGGGGCUGGGCUCCGUGCGCGAGCUGUCCGACAGCGCAAGGAGGCGCUCAAGUACAGCGUCGAGAGGCUGGAGCUCGAGGUUGCGCAGAAGGAGAGGGAGCUUCGGGUGCGGCUGCAGGAGGCGUAAUGCGCCUGGCUCGGGCCCGAUACUUGCGACGGGGUGUCUUGGCUAUGCUGGGAGCACUCUCUGACAAGUCAUGAUGGGCUCAACCCUGCAGCAAAGUAUUGCACCGAUUUCAGGGAUUGGGCCACCCCCACGAUCUACGUCCACAGAAGCCGAGGCAUAUUAUCUGGGAAAAUAUCUGGAGAUAACGCCUAUCGGCACAGUGUGUGCACAUGCCCGCUCAACUCGGCACGCGCCGGCCUGGUGUUCCAGGAUGAGUAUAUGGCUACCUUUUCCCGACGAGUUUGCCCCGGAUCGGCUCAGAGAGACCCGCUACUUCCAUGGCAUGUGUAGCACUCGGCGAGAUUGUUAGGCAGCAUGGGGGGGCUUUCGGAAAGUCCCAUUCUACCCGGGUUGGCAACUCGUCCUCGACCAUGACUGCGAAGCUGUCUGCAAAAAUCUCCGCCAACGAAGCGGACUGAAGGAAGAGGGAAUUCGGGAUGGCAUCAAGAAGUGGUGACACCCGCACUGCGGCUCAGUGAGACAUGUCCCUUCUAACUGGAGGGGGCAAAUAACACAAACGCGUAUUCACAUUG